This is a messenger RNA of Podarcis lilfordi (Lilford's wall lizard), 32130 nucleotides long. NCBI's taxonomy places the organism in Eukaryota, Metazoa, Chordata, Lepidosauria, Squamata, Lacertidae. The record is from the annotation of a GenBank genome assembly.
GAGGGCAAAAGCGAAGAGAGGCGCGCCGAGUUUGUCCCUCGCGGCGCCCCGUAGCCGCCGCUUUCUCCAUUUCGCUUUGCCUGGCCGCGAUGGGGAGCGCGAAGGGCGCCUCGGAGGGAGAGCGCCUUCGCUACGCCGAGUACAAGGGCGGCGGCGGCGGCGGCGGCGGGCCCGGCAUGAACGAGGGGCUGGUGAGUAGACGGGGUCGGAUGGGGGUGGGGGGUGCCUCAGCGGCGUGCGCACGCACCUUGCGGCCUAGCGGGAGUUGGGCGCCCACUCGAGCGCCCGGCUGUCGCCAUGGCGACGUCCCUCCGCCGCGCCUGCGCAGUAGGGAGGCCUCGUCCUGGCCUUCCUUUCUCGGUCGCCCCUCGUCAUUCUUGGGCGGCGCAGGACCCGCCGUCGCCCUUGCAGACCCCGCUGGUGCUCGGGGGGCGAGAAGCGGCGGCCUCCAGCUCCUCCUCCAACGUCGUUGACUCAGGCGGCCGGUCGGCCGUUAAACUGAAGCCCUUUCGAAAAGGGAACCCCCCCCCCCCAGCUCCCCACAGUCUCAUGAGAGGAAGCCCACCUCCUCAAAAGGCCGAGAGAGGAGGGCAGGGCCUGUGCGGAGACCCCCCUGCCCUAUGCCAGGGGUCAGCAAUCUUUUCCAGCCGUGGGCCGGUCCACCGUCCCUCAGAACAUGUGGGGGGCCAGACUGUAUUUUCGGGAAAAAAUGAAGGAAUUCCUGUGCCCCACAAAUAACCCCGAGAUGCAUUUUGAAUAAAAGUACAGUGGUACCUCAGGUUAAGUACUUAAUUCGUCCCAGAGGGCUAUACUUAACCUGAAACUGUUCUUAACCUGAAGCACCAAUUUAGCUUAAUGGGGCCUCUUCUGCCGCCGCGCCGCCGGAGCACGAUUUCUGUUCUCAUCCUGAAGCAAAGUUCUUAACCUGAAGCACUAUUUCUGGGUUAGCAGAGUCUGUAACCUGAAGCGUAUGUAACCUGAGGUACCACUGUACACAUUCUACUCCACUGUCCCCAAUUCCAAGGGGAACGCAAACCCUGGGUAUGUGCCUGGAAGUCCUGGAAUCUUGCCCUGCUUGGAGGUUGGGGUGGUGUGUGUCCAUUAUGCCUGCAGUGUGAGGGAGGCUGGCAUCUGCCCUUGCGGAAGCUCAGAGGGGCUGAGAGCAGACCCUGAGCCCUGCUGGGAUGUGGUAGUGGACAAGUCAUUCGUGGAGAAGCCUACCUGGAAGAUGGCUGAGAUGAGCUACAGAGAGAUCGAAUCGGAAAGCAAGCAAAAUGUUAGUUGAUUUGCACCCUGCAGCUUAAAAAAGGUACAGGAGCCCAGCAGAACAAGCGGCAUGGCGCGGAGGACACAGUCAUGGUGCUUUUGGUAUUGCAGGAAGACAGUCUGAGCAGCACAAACAACCACUGCACAGGGAGUGCCAUAGCAACUUCCCACACAGUUGUCUCCGUUGCUCUAUGUUCUCGCUCAACAGGGGAAAGGAGUCUGAGGGGAGGAUGCUAGGAGAGCCCUUCUCUCACAUGCGCUCUCAUAGUCACUUGUGCUCACAUACCUAUCAAGCACCAACAUUCGGGGCUCGUCUCUUGCAGCUGCUGACCAUUGCUUAUUCCAGGGGUCAGCAACCUUUUUCAGCUGUGGGCCGGCCCACCGUCCCUCAGACCAUGUGGUGGGCCAGACUAUAUUUUGAAGAAAAAUAAAUAAUGAACGAAUUCCUGUGCCCCACAAAUAACCCGCAGAUGCAUUUUGAAUAAAAGUACAGUGGUACCUCAGGUUACAUAUGCUUCAGGUUACAGACUCUGCUAACCCAGAAAUAGUGCUUCAGGUUAAGAACUUUGCUUCAGGAUGAGAACAGAAAUCGGGCUCCGGCGGUGUGGCAGCAGCAGGAGGCCCCAUUAGCUAAAGUGGUGCUUCAGGUUAAGAACAGUUUCAGGUUAAGAACGGACCUCCGGAACAAAUUAGGUACUUAACCUGAGGUACCACUGUACGCAUUCUACUCCACUGUCCCCAAUUCCAAGGGGAAUGCAAACCUUAGGUAUGUGCCUGGAAGUCCUGGAAUCUUGCCCUGCUUGGAGGUUGGGGUGGUGUGUGUCCAUUAUGCCUGCAGUGUGAGGGAGGCUGGCAUCUGCCCUUGCGGAAGCUCAGAGGGGCUGAGAGCAGACCCUGAGCCCUGCCGGGAUGUGGUAGUGGACAAGUCAUUCGUGGAGAAGCCUACCUGGAAGAUGGCUGAGAUGAGCUACAGAGAGAGUGAAUCGGAAAGCAAGCAAAAUGUUAGUUGAUUUGCACCCUGCAGCUUAAAAAAGGUACAGGAGCCCAGCAGAACAAGCGGCAUGGCGCGGAGGACACAGUCAUGGUGCUUUUGGUAUUGCAGGAAGACAGUCUGAGCAGCACAAACAACCACUGCACAGGGAGUGCCAUAGCAACUUCCCACACAGUUGUCUCCGUUGCUCUAUGUUCUCGCUCAACAGGGGAAAGGAAGUCUGAGGGGAGGACACUAGGAGAGCCCUUCUCUCACAUGCGCUCUCAUAGUCACUUGUGCUCACAUACCUAUCAAGCACCAACAUUCGGGGCUCGUCUCUUGCAGCUGCUGACCAUUGCUUAUUUCAGGGGUCAGCAACCAUUAUCAGCUGUGGGCCGGCCCACCGUCCCUCAGACCAUGUGGUGGGCCAGACUAUUUUUUGAAGAAAAAUAAAUAAUGAACAAAUUCCUGUGCCCGACAAAUAACCCGCAGAUGCAUUUUGAAUAAAAGUACAGUGGUACUUCAGGUUACAUAUGCUUCAGGUUACAGACUCUGCUAACCCAGAAAUAGUGCUUCAGGUUAAGAACUUUGCUUCAGGAUGAGAACAGAAAUCGGGCUCCGGCGGUGUGGCAGCAGCAGGAGGCCCCAUUAGCUAAAGUGGUGCUUCAGGUUAAGAACAGUUUCAGGUUAAGAACGGACCUCCGGAACGAAUUAGCUACUUAACCUGAGGUACCACUGUACGCAUUCUACUCCACUAUCCCCAAUUCCAAGGGGAACGCAAACCCUGGGUAUGUGCCUGGAAGUCCUGGAAUCUUGCCCUGCUUGGAGGUUGGGGUGGUGUGUGUCCAUUAUGCCUGCAGUGUGAGGGAGGCUGGCAUCUGCCCUUGCGGAAGCUCAGAGGGGCUGAGAGCAGACCCUGAGCCCUGCUGGGAUGUGGUAGUGGACAAGUCAUUCGUGGAGAAGCCUACCUGGAAGAUGGCUGAGAUGAGCUACAGAGAGAUCGAAUCGGAAAACAAGCAAAAUGUUAGUUGAUUUGCACGCUGCAGCUUAAAAAAGGUACAGGAGCCCAGCAGAACAAGCGGCAUGGCGCGGAGGACACAGUCAUGGUGCUUUUGGUAUUGCAGGAAGACAGUCUGAGCAGCACAAACAACCACUGCACAGAGAGUGCCAUAGCAACUUCCCACACAGUUGUCUCCGUUGCUCUAUGUUCUCGCUCAACAGGGGAAAGAAGUCUGAGGGGAGGACGCUAGGAGAGCCCUUCUCUCACAUGCGCUCUCAUAGUCACUUGUGCUCACAUACCUAUCAAGCACCAACAUUCGGGGCUCGUCUCUUGCAGCUGCUGACCAUUGCUUAUUCCAGGGGUCAGCAACCUUUUUCAGCCGUGGGCCAGUCCACUGUCCCUCAGACCAUGUCGGGGGCCGGUCUGUAUUUUUUUUUGGGGGGGGGGGGGGAUGAACGAAUUCCUAUGCCCCCAAAAUAACCCAGAGAUGCAUUUGAAAUAAAAGCACAUAUUCUUGGCGGAAAUGACUGGCAGAAUCCGAGACCAGGGAGAAGAGUCGGUGGAAGAAGAUUGGAAGAAAUUUAAAGACUAUUUACAGAAAUAUUGCAAAAUUAAUGAAUGUUAGAAUGAUGUUGGAUUGAAGUUAAGUGGUUUCUGGCUGUACUGGUAUAAAAGAAUAUGGAAAAAUUGGUUUUUAAUACGUAAAAAUUUAACGUUAUAAUAUAUCAAGAUUAAAGAUCAGGAUUAAAAAGGAGGGAAAGGAAUUGCUGGACUAACAAAUUGAAUUGGAAUACAAAAGAGGGAGGUAUGAGGAGGUCCGGGAAACAAGUAAACGUAAGAGAAGUGAUGAAAAGAUGGAAUUGUUUUUAACUGUUUUUUUCUUUUUUGUAUUUUGUAUUUUUCUUUCUUUAUUGUUAUUUUUCUUAUUAAUGUAAUCUUUUUCUUCUGAAAUUUUAAUAAAUAUCAUUUUUUAAAAAAUGAAAUAAAAGCACAUAUUCUACUCAUGUAAAAACACGCUGAUUCCCGGACCGUCCGCGAACCGGAUUGAGAAGGCGAUUGGGCCGCAUCUGGCCCCUGGGCCUUAGGUUGCCUACCCCUGCCCUACGCUCAAACUGGUGCUAGGGGGGAAUUUUUUGGGGGGGGGUGUUCUUCCCAACUUCGCCACCCAAUUCUGGCCAAUGAGCAUUGCAAGCAUCUAGGCACUUUCCCCACUUGGGGUUUCUGGUGUUGGCAGUUCCUUAUGCGAAUUUCCACGACUUCAUGAAAACAUAAAAGAGUAUUUCUAUAGGGUGCUUACGCCUGUCAACCCAUCGUGCCACUGGGCACACUGAUUUGUGCAGAUAGGCGAGAAGAAAAGUGGAAAUGUUCUUUCGCUUUGUUAGCUAGAGAUAUAUAGCACUGGUUCUUAACAGGAUUGGCUUGUGAGGCUUCAGUAUUUGCUCCAGUGGCCAGAUAGAUGUAAGUUUUGUUAUAUGUUUAUAUCCUGCUCCCCCCCCCCCCGAUAGAGUGACUUACAGAUAAAAUAGAAACAGCUAAAAAUGGGGGGGGGGCGAAGCAAUCAUUAGAAAGCAAUUAAACAAAAAUAUAAGUAGAACAACAUAUCUAUAUGAUCUAUUAAAACAGUUAAUUACAAUAAAUAUACCACAGCACCAACCCUCUGGUUUGUCAUACAAAUAUUUUGCCUUUUACACCAUUCAGUUACUAAGCUUGCUUUCACCUGCCCAACCCAUUUCUGAAGCCAGUUCUUCUAUUCUGCAGUCCAGUUUUGCACUUCUGUUUUCUUCCUCCUACACAUUUAACAUAGUUAAAUAUAUUAAAGCAACUGGUUUUGUUCUUAUUUGAGAAACAAGCUCCUACCCAGUUACAACUUUUUAAUGACAGGAUUUCUGUACAGGACUUAUGACAGCUUGAUGACAGGCAGAGGUCAGAUUGCUGGAACCUCCCCAUUUCAGACAUAUGGUGAUAAAAUAAGCAUCACCAGUUGAAUUUCUACCUGAUCUACAUAUGCUGCAGCCGCAGGUGUUCGCCAGGAAAAAGAUGGCAUUCCUAUACCCAGAAAGUUACCUAGAACAUGUUACAUACCUUUCUGUCACAGCUGAUAAGCUGAUGGAAAAGCGUAAAUACAAAAUGGGCAUUUUGAGGGAUAGUCAUGUUAUAUUACAUUAUAUACAUUUAUAUUAAGUUUGUAUACCACCCUUUCUUGCAAAUUAAUACUAUGGCAUUUUAAAGACGCGGGUGGCGCUGUGGGUAAAACCUCAGCGCCUAGGACUUGCCGAUCGCAUGGUCGGCGGUUCGAAUCCCGCGGCGGGGUGCGCUCCUGUCGUUCGGUCCCAGCGCCUGCCAACCUAGCAGUUCAAAAGCACCCCCGGGUGCAAGUAGAUAAAUAGGGACCGCUUACCAGCGGGAAGGUAAACGGCGUUCCGUGUGCUGCGCUGGCUCUCCAGAUGCAGCUUGUCACGCUGGCCACGUGACCAGUGUCUGCGGACAGCGCUGGCUCCCGGCCUAUAGAGUGAGAUGAGCACACAACCCUAGAGCCUGGCAAGACUGGCCCAUAUGGGCAGGGGUACCUUUACCUUUACUAUUUUAAAGACCUAAGCAGCCCACUUUGUCAGACUGCUGUAUGCAUCUGAUGAAGGCAACUGUAACCUACAAAUGUUUGUUUUGCUUAGGCUACAGUGUCAUAGGUCUGGCAUCUCCUUGUUUUAUUGUGAUGAAUCCCUAAUACUGGAGCCCCAUUAGUUGUAUUUUUACAAGAAAACAUUACUUAGUGGACAUGGCAGCCAUCAAGGGAGAGAGGGAGGGUAGGGCUUACAUUAAUCUUUAUGUUUUAAGAGAUUCUCAAAUUCUGGAUAUUAAAAGGAAGGUCUGCAAAAUGAAUUAACAUUUACAUAGUUAGUUUUCCACUGCUAUCUUGCAAAUCGAAAGCAUGCUGCUGGAGAGACUGCUCAAAAAUAAUGAAUCACAAUCCCAUUUGUCUGAGAGUAAGCCUUUUUGAAUUCAGUAACAUCUAUUUCUAUUUAGAAAUGAUUAGAAUUGUGCUCUUAGGCCCGUUCUUCCAAUAAUUUUGAUUUAAUAGGCAAAUUUAACUGUGACUGCAGUACUUGCUGAAGCUGCGACAUAUUGGGUUAAGAGUAUAUAUAGAUAUACAUACUGGUAUUUAUAAAUACUUAUUGUUGGUCACUGUCAGGGAACUGCCAUCGGAAGGAAGGGAGGUGAAAGGGCUCACACAGGUUGGGAGAGACUCAGCAGCUGAAGAGGGAACCAGUAGGGGGAGAGGAGCUGAGCUGAGGGAAAGUGAGCUGGAGGGAUGGCUCAGAGACACUUCCAGCGAAAACAGUGGGGAGGUUUCAGGACCUCCUGUAGGAACACCCACUCCUCGCCGGAAACUGUCACGCAGAGAGUCCAGAAGACGUGUUUCCGUUAAGGAGCUUUUAUGUUGGAAGCGAUUCCGAAAGCAACCACUGUCGGAAUCUGCUAGUGACUAGAGGAGCCAUGUCUGAGGGGCUCCGUCACAGACAGAGGUUUGUGGACUUGAACAAACUCUGAGGGGAUACUAUUUUACGCACAAGCAGCUCCUCAUCCCAUCACAGCAUUCCGACAGUCUUUGAAAGCAGCUUGUGCAGGAGAAGGCAUCAUGAGCAACCCAGCCGGAACCGGAGAAGCAGGAGCUGGAGCGGGUCCAAGCCUGGAAGAAAGGUACCGGGUGUUGGAGGUCCAGCUAGCGCUGCAGACGGCGAGGCUUGAGGAGAGGAGGGCUCAGGAUGCAGACAAAAGGGAAAGCCACCCAGCUCGCCAGAAAGGUGCCAGGAUUGGUGCAGAAGUUUGGGGGGGAGCCCAAAGACUAUCAUGGCUUUCGGACAGAGAUGCAAUAUGCCCUCAAUCUGCAGUUUGAUGAAUUCCUGACGAGGAAUCACGAGUGGCUUUCGUGAUUGGGCAUCUUGAAAAGGGGGCGAGAGACUGGGUUAGACCCCUGAUGGCAGCGAAUAGUGACGUCCUAAAGGACACGAUGAAGUUCUUUCGCGCCAUGGAUCUGAUGUUUUCCAUCGAUAUUGAACAGGGAGUGGUGCGCAGACAGUUAAUGGCUUGCAAACAGGGGAGCCGAUCUGUCCGUGAGUACUGGACUGAGUUCACCAUGCUGGUUCACAGAUUGGGGUGGGACUUAUCGGCGGAACCCAUUCAAAUGCUCUUUGAAGAAGGGCUUUCUUCGGCUGUGAAAGACGAACUUUCCCGGGCGCCCAGGGCGGAGUCUAUGGACCAGCUGACCAAAUCAGCGCUGACCAUAGGAGCGCGCCAGGAGGCGAGAGCAUUGGAGAGGCGGGAAGGGAAGGGGGAACGUUGGAAGGAGUUCCGCAUUCCAGACAUUCCAGAGCCAACUUUCCCGCCGGCAGAGCCGAUGGAAAUCGGAACAGCGCGCGCGCGCGCAGUUUCAAAGCCCAGUGAGGGGGGACAGAAGGAGGGAAAACGCGCCCGGAAAUGCUAUCUCUGCCAACAGCCAGGUCACUUUGCCAGAGUCUGCCCCCAGAGGAAGGAAUGGCAAGGGAUGGUAGGAGCUGUGGAGGGAAGAGAGGAAGAAAUACCGGAGCAAGUACGAAGGCCACAAAGAGUCUGCUCUUAUACGCUUUUGCAUAUUUAGCUACCAGGGUCUGUAGUACCAUACAGUGACCUAUCGUAUUGUGGCCCUUUCUAAAUCCUGCCUGUUCCUGGUUGAACAGGUUAGAAUGGUCCGCCCAAUCUACCAGCUUGUUUAAUAGGUACCGGGUAUAGAGUUUGUAUGCGAUGUCCAGAAGGCUUAUAGGGCGGUAGUUUGCUGGAUCUUGAAUGUCUCCCUUCUUAUAGAUAGGGACUACCACACUUAGUUUCCAAUUUGCUGGGAUUUUACAUGUGUUGUUCAUUGCCGUAAAAGUUUGGCCAAAAGAUGGCCCACCAUUGGGCAUUUAAUUUAAAAACCUCAGGGGGAUCAUGUCCUCGCCAGGAGCUUUGCCAUUUUUUAAGUUUUAAUUAGCUGUAGGCACUCUGAUUCCGUAACAGGAUCCCAACUAACUAGAUGCUCAUUCUUCAAUGGGAGGAGCGGACUCAAAUUAGCAGUAUUUGAGAGUGUGUAUAGCUUGAGAAAAUGUUGAUACCACACAUCGGAUGGAAUACUGCUGUUUACAAUUUUUCCUUUGGAUGAGACUCCCUGUGCUACUAUUGCCCAGAAUUUUCUAUCGUCUCGCGAUUUAAUCGCCAUAUCAAGUGCCUCCCAUUGUUUCUUCCUGUAAAGGGAUUUCUUGAGUUUUAAGGUGUAUUUAUAGUGAGAGCGCCAUCUGUGGAAAUUUACCAUAGAUGACAAUGUCCUCUCCUGUUUUACCUUAUUUUGUUGUUUCCUAAGCAGGGAUCUUAGCUUCCGGCAGUCUUUGUCAAACCAGGCCCCCCGAUUUGUUAUGUUGUAUGGGAGGCCUGGUGUUUAUAAGAAAUGGGAAAAGGGACUCUGAGACCCGCUGAUAUAGUGAAAAAGGAUCAGAGUUAGGUAAAAGACACUGGUCUCUCAGAACCAAUAGAUCUGGAGAGUGCAGGUGUUGAUUAAUUUUAAGCGGAGCAAGUAAAAGCCAACGCCUGGCUGCCACCGUCGGGGCACAGCAGCCAGGCCAAAGAGCAGUGAGAGUGCCCACGCCAGAACCUCCUAAACCCGCCCUAGUGAUAGAAGUGGCGCUAGAGCUGCCAAACGGACACCCUCUAAAGAUAAAGGCGCUGUUGGACUCAGGCAGCUCCUGCAAUUUCAUGAGCAAAGAGUUUGCAGCUGAACACCAGAUACAGACGAUCCCUUUAAGCAACCCCCUGCAGGUGACCACGAUCGAUGGCAGGGAGCUGUUGGGAGGAGAAGUCAGCUUGCAGACCGUCCCAAUGAUAAUGAAGGUGGCAAGGCACACCCGAACUGAUAGCGUUUAAUGUGGCCACCUUGGGAGGAGCUCCCAUUAUAUUGGGGAUGAGCUGGCUAGCGUUACAUGAUCCGCUGGUGGGCUGGCAUCAGAGAGUGGUUUCUUUUGGUUCAGCACAUUGCUUAGAACACUGCAAAGAGGGAAAGGGUUUGGCAGGGGCCCAAGCCACCCUAGCAGGGACUGAAGUAACGGAGAACGUGAAGGUACCACGACAAUACGCAGAUCUCCGCGACGUCUUCAGCGAAAGGGAAGCUGACCAACUACCCCCGCAUAGACCCUUUGACUGUCAAAUCAAUUUACUCCCUGGGGCACAGCUCCCUGUAGGCAAGCUGUACGCCAUGUCAGACAGAGAGAUGCAGGAGCUAAGAGAGUUCAUUGACAAGAACCUGAAGAGAGGGUUCAUCAGAGAGUCCAGGGCGGUGGGAGGCAGCCCAGUGUUUUUUGUGGAUAAGAAAAACACGAACAAGCCGAGGCUGGUGUGUGACUUCAGGGCCUUAAAUGCAGUGUCAGAACCAGUGGCCUUCCCUAUGCCCAGGAUUGACGACAUUUUGACAAGGGUGCGGAAGGGAAAGAUUUUCACAAAGCUGGACCUAAGGGGGGCGUACAACCUGAUACGAAUAAGGAAGGGGGAUGAAUGGAAAACCACCAUGUUCACCCCUUUAGGGGCAUUUGAAUAUUUGGUUAUGCCCUUCGGCCUACAAGCAGGCUCCGCAUGCUUUCAAUCGUUUAUGAACCACGUCCUGGGGCCUUUGCUUUACAAGAAUUGUGUGGCCUUCUUAGACGACGUGUUGGUGUAUUCUGAGAAUGAGGAGCAGCAUGUGAAAGACGUCAGAGAAGUGUUGAGCAGGCUGCAAGCCAACCAGCUGUGGGUGAAACUGGAGAAGUGUCAGUUUCAUACCAAGGAGGUGGAAUUCCUGGGGUAUCGCCUGUCAGACAAGGGAUUGGCCAUGGAUCCCGGCAAGGUCCAGGCGGUGCUGGAAUGGAAAACACCCAAAACAAGGAAGGAUGUGCAGAGGUUCCUAGGAUUUGGGAACUUCUAUCGUAAGUUCAUCCGAAACUUUGCCCACCUGACGGCGCCCAUUACGGACUGUCUCAGCAGUAAGAAGAAGUUCGUUUGGACUGAGGAGGCGGAGCGAGCAUUUGAGGAACUAAAAGGGCCUUCGCCUCGGAACAACAACUCCUGCAUGUGGAUUUACAAAAACCGAUGAGAGUGGAAACUGACGCAUCAGACAGAGCGAUUGGGGCGGUGCUUCUGCAGCCAGGGAAGGAGGAGUCAGAGUGGAGACCGUGUGCCUUUUCGCGAAAGCUGAACAAAUCCGAGAGGAACUACACGGUGUAUGACCGAGAACUACUAGCCAUUCAUGAGGCGUUCCGGAGAUGGAGGCACCUGCUAAUUGGCGCACAACAUAAGGUGCAAGUGUGCACUGACCACAAGAACCUAGAGUAUUGGAGGACGGCACGAGUGCUCAACCAACGGCAAGUGAGAUGGGCCCAGGAGUUCUCCAAAUUUAACUUUGAGAUUGGUUACGUGCCAGGCCCAGAGAACAUUAGGGCGGACGCUCUCUCACGCAAACCUGAAUAUUUGGAGGGGAGGGAGCACCCGAAGAGAGACAUGUCAUUCCAGAGGACCGCUGGGUGUGUGGGGCGGCAUUGGUGGGACAAAGAGAACUGGUAGAGGAAACAGAGAAUGAUGAAUACGCCCAGAAUAAGCUCAGAGGUCUUAGGGGAGAGGGAGAGGAACCAGGGGGUUUCGAGGAAAGAAAUGGAGCUUUGUAUUACAAAGGGGCACUGUAUAUCCCUGAAGGAGAGUUAAUGGGGAGGGUACUCAAGCAGUUGCACGACAGCCCUACGGCGGGGCAUUUUGGACAACACAAAACCAUGUGGUUGGUCACCAGGGAAUUUUGGUGGCCUAAGGUGAGGGAAGAUGUACGUGAGUAUGUAAGAGGGUGCGAGCAAUGCCAGCGAGCCAAAGGGAAAGGCGGGCGCCGGCGGGGCUAUUAGAACCCUUACCAACCCCAGAACGACCUUGGGAGGCAGUGUCGAUAGAUUUUAUGACUGAUCUGCCGAAGUCCAAAGGGAAAACAGCCAUCAUGGUGGUGGUAGACCUACUAACAAAGAUGUGCCACUUUGUAGCUUGCUCGCAUGCAGUCACGGCGGAAGAGACAGCGAAGUUAUUUGUAGAACACAUUUUUAGGUUGCACGGGGUGCCAUUGAGGGUGGUCUCAGACCGAGGAAAACAAUUUACUUCCAGGUUCUGGAGGAAGCUCAUGAGCUUACUGCAGGUGGAGGUCAAUUUUUCGACUGCCCGGCACCCUGAAACCAACGGGCAGGCGGAAAGAGCAAACGGUGUCCUCCAGCAAUACCUGAGGUGUUAUGUCAAUGACAGAGAGAAUGACUGGGUAGAAAAGUUGGCGCUGGCGGAAUUUGCCUACAACAAUGCCGAGAAUGUGUCCACAGGGAUGAGCCCCUUCUUGGCUAAUUAUGGGUGUCAUCCCAGGGCUUUCCCAGGGGAGAUGGGGAGAGAUGGAGCGUCCCGGCAGCCGAGCAUUUUGUGGAAGAAAUGGAAGCAAUCCAUCGUCAGCUCCAACUCAACUUAGAAAGGGCGAAGGAAGAAUACAAGAGGCAGGCAGACAAGAACCGAAGGGAAGGUGAAACCAUAAGGGUGGGAGAUAGGGUGUGGCUGUCAACCCAAGGGUUGCCGUUCAAAGGAGGUUGUAAGAAAUUAAGACCCAGGAGGUUGGGUCCCUUUGAGGUCAUUCAACAGGUCAACCCAGUGGCUUUCAGGCUCCGGUUACCCAACCACAUGAAACUGCACCCAGUAUUUCACAGGUCGUUACUGUCACCGUACGAAGGGGGACGAGAAGGGAUGGCCACUCGGGGCCCGGUCAUAGAAGAAAGAGAAUGCAGCAGCCAUGUGGCAGAAAUCCUCGACGCCAGGUGGAAGGGGGAUCAGGUGGAGUAUUUGGUAGCGUGGGAAGGAGAACCGGAGUCAGAAAACACUUGGGUAAUGGCCGAAGAUAUCAAUGACGAGGUAUUGAUAGAAACGUUCCAUCAAAGGUUCCCAAGGAAACCUCAGCCUGUGGAGAGGUUCCGGAGGGAAUACUUUGGGACCACUGAUGAGGAGGAGGAGUUGGAAGGAUUCCCGGACUCGGAAGGGGGAGGGGAGAUGGACUCUGAGGAGGAGGAGUACUUCGAGACCAGGAACCGCAACAGGUGGAGAGAAGUGUUCGAGACAUCGGAAGAUGAAGGAAGUUCAUUCCGGGGUUUUGCCUCCUCACCGCCCGUAGAGGAGGGGGCGAGAGGGGGUGAAAGGGGUCCUGGAGGGGAGGUGGAUGUCAGGGAACUGCCAUCGGAAGGAAGGGAGGUGAAAGGGCUCACACAGGUUGGGAGAGACUCAGCAGCUGAAGAGGGAACCAGUAGGGGGAGAGGAGCUGAGCUGAGGGAAAGUGAGCUGGAGGGAUGGCUCAGAGACACUUCCAGCGAAAACAGUGGGGAGGUUUCAGGACCUCCUGUAGGAACACCCACUCCUCGCCGGAAACUGUCACGCAGAGAGUCCAGAAGACGUGUUUCCGUUAAGGAGCUUUUAUGUUGGAAGCGAUUCCGAAAGCAACCACUGUCGGAAUCUGCUAGUGACUAGAGGAGCCAUGUCUGAGGGGCUCCGUCACAGACAGAGGUUUGUGGACUUGAACAAACUCUGAGGGGAUACUAUUUUACGCACAAGCAGCUCCUCAUCCCAUCACAGUCACUAUUGCUGUGGCUGAGCCCCAUUUAUUUAUGUGGUAUCCAGCUAACAAUUGCUAUUUAAAAUGUGAUAUUAAAAAUGUGUCACUGAUGUGAAUUAUGCAUUAAUUCACAUUUCAAUUUUUUUUUUACUGUAAUUGGUAAAAUGUGUGACUGAAUUGUAAAAUAUAUUAAAACGUUGACAAUAUACAAAAUUCAUUUUUUGCUUUGUAAUCUUGAAGAAGAAAAAAUGGUGACUAGGCAUUUCUUUGUUGCACCUGUAACCUAGCUUUAAGGGGCCAUUUGGCAAAUAGCUUACAUAUCUGAGUUUCUAACACUGCUCCAAUGAGACUGCAUGAUUUAGGUAGGAAUAUAUCAAAAUGAAAUGUCAUGGUAGGCUUGGAGAUUGUAGGCGAAUAAAAAUGUGUAUUAUGUAAACAUUUUAAUUGCAGGGUUGGGAUGCAUGUCAGUCUUUCAUUGCAGAGAGCAAUAGAGCUGGUCACAAACCUAAAUGACAUUUACUUUAGUUGCUUGCUGCCAUAUUGGGCCACUCAACCACCAGUCCCUUCCUGAUCAACUUCUGUUAUCUGUUUUAGUUUUGUACUAAUAUACUAUGAACCUCUUGAUCACUUAACACAAAGUACCUGUUUUCUUCUGGCAUAGAUUGGAGGUCAGGGGCAACAAACAUAGCCUUUUCCCAUUAGCAAAAUGAACAAUCUAAUUACCUUGUGUCUCUUAUUGUAAGAAUUAAUGUUUGUAAACUGCUUCAAGAGGUUUAGAUUAAAGAUGCCAUACAAGUGGAAAGAAUUAGUCUUGAAAAUGAUGAGUUAGGUUUUUGAAACCAGGCAAAACAUGACAAGAAUUCCAACAGCGAACUGUAAUCACUUGAAGUGGUGCAUCUGCUGGGGUGUUAAAGAAUAUUAAUGUGAUUUCUUAGGGAAUGAAAGCAAGCGCUGAAUCAGUACAGCAUAUUCACUCUAUGCAGGGUCAUAAAGUCUAGCCACGUUAACAGGUGAGAUGAAGUUUGUUAGAAUUUCUAAGUUCAUCCUGUUUAAAGAUCUGUAUGCUGGAAAGUAUUACUACCAUUUCAUAUUGAGUUUAUAGAGAAAAGUUACAAUUUACUUCAAUUAAAUUAAAUGCAGCACCUUUAAAGCUCUUUUGCAUUUUAGCUUAGAACAGUACUGAGUACCUUUAUUGAUAGUUUCACAUGUUAUUUAUUUACAUGUGACUAGGAAAAGGAAGUCUUAACAAUUUUAUUUUCUGUGAAAUCAAUAUUAUUAGUGCAUCAGAGAGAGAAUUCUAGAGUUGGAAGGGACCCUGAGGAUCAUCUAGGAUCAUCUAGUCCAAUCCCCUGCCAUGCAAGAAUAUGCAGCUGUAAAUGUUCAGCAACUGUAUGUGUGGAUGAUACAAAAACCUUAAAUCUCUUUAUGCAGAAGCAAGCAAUGUGGAAAUUAGACAUAUGGCAAGAAAAUAAUUGAAUAGUGCUAUAGGAUUUGGGCUUGUUCUUGCUGUCAUUGAACACUUUAAAAAUUGUUUUAAAUGUGACCUUGCAUUUCUCAUUGAAUCCAUGUUUAUAGCAAGAUUUCUCAUACUGCAGUUUGUGGAAACACCACUGGGGAUACAUAAAUGGUUUUAUAGUUCUUACUGGCAGUAGACCUUUAAGUUCUGAGGAUUCCUGACUUUGCAAGAUUUUGCCUUUGAUGGUGGGUCAACUGCAUAUAAGAGCAAUUUUAAAAAACAAUUGAUACAGUUUAAAAUAACAGCACAUAUGUAAAAUCGCUUCAAAUCCAGUGCAGACAGCAACUAGGGAAAAGAUCUUCAUUUAGAAGGCUGGUUGAAAGAGGAAUGUCUUUAGCAGUGCCAAAAGGUGGUUGCGGCUGCACUAAAGGUCCCGUUCCAACAUUGUGUGCAAUUGAGUGCAAUGGCGCUCCUAAUGGGUUGGAACUACAGGGUCUCCUCUCCUGUGGAAUGUGGUGAUGGUCUUACCCCCUACAUAGUCAACCCAUCUUGUAGAUAUUAUCAUGGUCAUGGGCCAUGUAGGGCUUUGUAUGCCAAUAACAGCACCUUGAAACUAGUCUGGUAGAGAAUGGACAGCCAAAGCAAUUAUGUCAGUAGCACCAUAAUACGAUGGUGAUACAGUGGUACCUUGGGUUACGUACGCUUCAGGUUACGGACUCCGCUAACCCGGAAAUAUUACCUCGGGUUAAGAACUUUGCUUCAGGAUGAAAACAGAAAUCGUGCGGCGGCAGCGCAACGGCAGCGGGAGGCCCCAUUAGCUAAAGUGGUGCUUCAGGUUAAGAACAGUUUCAGGUUACGAACAGACCUCCAGAACGAAUUAAGUUCUUAACCCGAGGUACCACUGUAUACUGCCCCAGUGAGCAGUCAAGCUGUUGAAUUUUGCAGUAGCCUCAAGGGCAGCCCCAUAUAGAGCACACUGCAUUGCGGUAAUACAGUGUUCUUGAUAGAGUUGUGCUCCUGUUGAAAUAACAGGACUGAACUUGAAAAUGGGAGGCUUUGUUAUUUGAGGCCCAGAUGGAUUUGGUGAUGAAGGGCCUAUUUCUUGCUGGAUCAGGCUUGCCAGCUAGAGCCCUUCCUGGACUAGAGUAACGUGGCUGCAGUUAUUCAUGGUUUAAUAACCUCCCAGCUAGAUGACACUUAACACAGUCUUAUGUGGAGCUAUCUUAGAAUAGGGUCUGGAAGCUGCAGCUGUUGCAGAAUGCAGCCACAUGUGUUUUUGUUUUUGUUUUAAUUGGUUUUAAUUCAUUUUGUAACAUCAUACAAACAAACAAAAAACAUACAUAACACAUUCACACCAAAAAAGAAAAAAAAGUACAUAAAAAAAUUAAAAUGGACAUAAGACAACAACAGAUUGACUACAUUAACUACAUAACAUACAACACUGACUGACUUCCCUUCAUCUCAGUUUCGGAAUGUGUUAUAAGAUUUUCCUAUCUGCAGUUUCUUUUCCUCAAAAAAAUUCUUUACAUCACAAGUGUUAUAUCACACCUACUGUAAUUUUUAAAUUUUUUACCUCUGUUUCCAUGUAUGCCAUAAAUUUAUUCCAGUCUUUAUUGAACUUUGUGUCUUUUUGAUUUCUUAUUUUCUGUGUCAUUUUUGCCAAUUCUAGAUAGUCAAAUAGUUUAGAUUGCCAUUCAUUUAUGGUUGGGAUUCUUGGUGUCUUCCAAUUCUGCGCAAUUAGAGUUCUGGCGGCCACUGUCACGUACUGAAAAAGUGUUUGGUCUUCCUUUUUGAUUUCCUCUCCAAUUAUCCCCAGCAAAAAGGCUUCGGGUCUUUUUAUAAAGGUAUAUUUAAAGAUUUUUUUUUUAGUUCAUUGUAAAUAGAUUCCCAGAAUUUUCUAAUAGGCUCGCACAACCACCACAUAUGAUAAAAAUCGCUCUCCUUAAUCUUGCACUUCCAACAUGAUUUAACACCAGUUUUAUAUAUUUUUUCCAGUUUUACGGGCGUUACGUACCACCUAUACAUCAUUUUAUACAUAUUUUCCCUAAGUGUUGUACAUGCCGAGAAUCUCAUACCUUUAUUCCAUAGUGCCUGCCAUUUAUCAAACUCUAUGUUAUACCCAAAGUCCAUUGCCCAUCUCACCAUUACCUCCUUUACUUCUUCAUCCUUGGUGUCCCAUUCAAGUAACAGGCUAUACAUUUUCGCUAGAAGUUUUGUUUUGCUUUCUAGUAUUUCAAUCUGGAAUCUAGAUUUUUUCUCACUUAUCCCAUUUUUUUUAUCCUCGGUCCAGAUAGAAUUGAUUUGAUGAAAUUGGAUCCAACCUGACAAUUUGUUCUUUAUUUCUUCAUAUGGCCUAAUCCUCGAACCGGUCUCUGUUUUUACUAAUAAAUCUUCGUAGGUCCAUCUUUCUCCUUCGAUGUUUGUUUUUUUUAAUGUCAGGAUAUCGAUUGGCGAAAGCCACCAAGGGGUAUUCCGUUCCAGUAAUUUUUUGUUUCUUUCCCACACCUCCAGCAGUGGCCCUCUAAAGAUAUGGUUAGAAAAUCCUUUGUGGAUCUUUCCCUUAUUACGCCAUAGGUAAGCGUGCCAACCGAAUCUUAAAUCAAAUCCUUCUAAAUCUAACAGAUCUUUAUUUUUUAUAAUAAUCCAAUCCUUGACCCAACAAAGGCACGAGGCUUCAUAAUACAAUUUUAAAUUGGGAACUGUGAAUCCUCCCCUAUCUCUUUGGUCUGCAAGUAAUUUGAAUCUAAUUCUCGGCCUUUUUCCUUGCCAGAUGAAUUUAGAAAGUAUUUUCUGCCAGUCCUUGAAUAUUGAUGUUCCCCUAAUUAUUGGUAUAUUCUGAAAUAGGAAUAGCAGUUUCGGUAGUAGACUCAUUUUUAUUGCCGCCAUUCUUCCCGACCAGGAGAGCUUUAUUCUGUUCCAGGUAUCUAAGUCCUUCCUUAUUUCUUUCCAAGCGGUUAUAUAAUUAUCUUCCAUCAGAUUAAUGUUCUUUGUCGUUAACCAGAUUCCAAGGUAUUUUACUUUUUUGGUUACUUUAAUUCCAGUCUGAGAUUCAAGGUGGUUUUUAACCUUCUCUUCUACAUUUUUAGUCAGCAUUUUAGUUUUUGUUCUGUUUAAUUUAAAACUGGAUAGUUUCCCAAAUUCUUCUAACAGAUCUAACACCUUACUGACACUCUCUUUUGGAUCCUCCAAAGACAACAUAAGAUCAUCAGCAUAAGCUUUCAAUUUGUAUUCUUUCGCUCCUAUUUUUAUUCCGCGUCUCUCUGAAGUUUUUCUUAUCUUAUUUGUAAUUAUCUCUAACAUCAUAAUAAACAGAAGGGGUGACAGAGGGCACCCCUGCCUAGUGCCCUUCGAGAUUUCAAAGGGUUCUGUUAAGUUAUUAUUAAUAAUUAAUUUAGCACUUUGUUGUGAAUAAAUUGCUUUUAUUCCUUCCAGGAAUGUGCCCUCUAUCCCUGUCAUUUCCAAACAUUUUAUAAGAAAACGCCAGGAUACGUUAUCGAAUGCCUUUUCGGCAUCAAUAAACAAUAAAGCUGCAGGGAUUUCAUUUUUGCAUUCUAAGUACUCAAUAAUAUUUAUUGUAUGUCUUAUGUUGUCUUUUAUUUGUCUAUUGGGUAAAAAACCAGCCUGGUCGGUAUGGAUAAGAUUAACUAGGCAUUUUUUAAGUCGAGUCGCCAUUAUAUCUGCAUAGAUCUUGUAAUCAUUAUUCAAUAGUGAAAUCGGUCUGUAAUUCUUAAUGUUUAGCCUAUCCGAGUCAGGUUUCGGUAUCAGCGUAAUGUAUGCCUCUCUCCAUGACGCUGGUGUUCUUCCUCCUCUUAAAAUCUCAUUCAUUACUUCACAUAGCACUGGUGUAAUAAGUUCUUCUAGGACUUUAUAAUACUUGGCCGACAAACCAUCUGGGCCUGGGGCUUUCCCCAGUUUCAUCCUCUUUAUCGCCUCUUGAAUUUCUUCUGCUUUUAUGGGUUUAUUUAAUAAACUUCUUUCCUCUUCCGAUAUACUAUUGAUUCUGUUUUCUUCUAGAUAUUUUCCCAUUUCUAUUUCAUCUUCUUCUUCUCUUUUAUAUAGGUUUUCAUAGAAUUUAAGAAAGCUCUUUUUUAUUUCAUUAGGGUCUUCCAAGAUUUGUUCUUCUACUUUUAUUUUAUUAAUAAGAUUUUGUUUUCUUCUUUUUCUCAACUGCCACACCAGGAACUUUCCAGUUUUGUUUGCAGAUUCGAAAAAUUUUUGUUUCAUUAACUUAAUUCCCCAUUCUACCUCUUGAUUUAUUAAUGUUGAAUAUUGUGCUUGUAUCAUCUUAUACAGUUGCUUGUUCCCUUCAUCACUCGGUUUUUCUAUCAAAUUCUUUUCACAUUCUCUCAAUUGAGUGAUUAGCUCUUCCUUUUUUUGUUCUCUCGCCUUUCUUCUUUGACUAUUUUGUUGUAUCAAAAAACCUCUUAGCACUGCCUUACUGGCAUCCCAAACUAUAUCCAUGUUAGUCUCCUUGUUAAUAUUUAGAUCAAAAUAGUCUUUUAAGGUAGUUUUAGCCUUAUCAAUCACUUCUUCUUUUUCCUAUAAAUAAUCGUUCAUUCUCCAUCUGUAGAUACCCUGGGUCUUCCAAUUUAAAUGUAAUAUUAUUGGGUUGUGAUCAGAUAGUGUUCUGGGUAGUAUCUCACAUUUCGACACUCUUAUUGUUAAUUCUCUUGAUAUCCAUAUCUGAUCCAACCUACUCCAACUCUGAUGCGGCUCUGAGAAAUGUGUGAAUUGUUUUGUCAUGGGGUUUCUGAAUCUCCAUAUAUCUAUUAAAUCUAAGUUUUCCUCAAGGUCAUUAAAUGAUCUCGGAAGUUUCCCUUGAUUUAAGUUCUUCCUUUUCGAGCUUCUAUCUAAUUCCGGUUUUGGCACUCCAUUUAAAUCUCCAAGUAGGACCAAUUUGUGAUUCUCUAGAUCUAAUAAAACUUGUUCCAAUUUUUUAAAAAACUCCAUCUUGUUUGUAUUUGGCGCGUAGACCGUUACCACAUUAAGUUUUUCUCCCUGGUAGUUGAUUUGUACUCCUAGGAUUCUUCCUUCCUCAUCCUUACAUAUUAAUUUAGGUUCUAAUUUCUCUUUCACAUAAGUUACCACCCCUCUUUUCUUUGAGUCUGUAUUGAUAAAUUCUAUUCCCAACUUUUUAUUUAUUAAAAUAUGUUUGUGUUUUUUGGCAACAUGUGUUUCCUGGCAACAAAUCACAUCAAUAUUUUUUUUCUUUAUGAUUUUCUCAAAUUUAUUUCUCUUGGACUUUUCAUUAAAACCGUUCACAUUCCACGACAGAAAUUUAAGGGUCAUUUCGACUAACUAUACUUUAUCUUAAUUUCCGAUUUAAAUUCUAGUGCCUCUGUUUCCAGUAGUCUCCACCUCUUCCCCCUCCUCUUCCUCUCAAGUGCUUUGAACAGUACAACAAACGGGAUUCUUCAGGAGCUGCACUGGCCAAUUCAGGGUGUUGAUCUUAAUGUAUAAAGCCCUGAACGACUUUGUCACCACUGGAGUUGGUGUUGCAACUAUUACUUUUGCUGGUGUGUUGAGAAACAAAGUACAGUCAUACCUUGGUUGGCGAACGGCUUAGUUGCCAAACAUUUUAGCUCCCAAAUGAUAGAAAACCAGAAGUGAGUGUUCUGGUUUUUGAACAAUUUUCAGAAGCUGAAUGUCUGGUGCAGCUUCCGUGGCUUCCAAUUGGCUGCAGGAACUUCCUGCAGCCAAUCGGAAACCGCACCUUGAUUUUUGAAUGGUUCCAGGAGUUGAAUGGACUCCCGGAAUGCAUUCUGUUCGUCAACCAAGGUACGACUGUACAUGAAUGCCUCUCCCCAUAUCUGCCAAUCCAAGCCUUGCUAUCUUCAGGCGAAGCCAUAUCCUACCAAUGGGUAUAGCUGAUAUUAUGGUGAUUCAGGAUACAGUCUUCUUUAUGGUGGCACCUCAUAUGUAGAUGUUCCACCAUUUUGGAGGUACAAUUUUAUCCCUCAUCAAUGAUUUCUCAGUGGCAGCUUAAAACACAUAUUAUCAACCCAGGCAUUGGGUAUGUGUGCAACCCUAAGCCUGCUUAUUUUUUAAUGGUUGGAUGCAGUGUUUUUAAUCCUGUUAAAUCUAAUGUUUAUAUUUUGUGAUAUGCAGGUUGAAGAGUGGUCUGAAAGUAAAAUAAAAUGUGUAGAAUCUUGGUAAUAAACCGUCAUGGUUCCAUGUUUCCCAAAGUAUGGAAAUUGCUGGAAGCAGAAACUCAGGUGUAUAAGCUAAUUGCCAAAUGGUGCCUUAAACCUAGGUUGCAGUUGCCACGGUGUAAUGUCCAAGCGCUUUUUUAAAACUGUGAAAUUUAUCAUUCGUUUCUAGGUUUCUAUACUGCUUUAUAUUUUACAGAAAAAAUAUCACAGCGGUUUACAACACAUUAAAACAUCAAAUAGAGCAAUCUGGAAUAAAACAAAUUCAAGCUUCAAGGGAAAUAUUUCAGAUCUUUCACAAAGUGACAUUUUGCUUUCCCCAUAUUUAUUAACUGCUCAGUUUAUAUAGCUGCUCCAUAGCAGAAGGACUACAGGGAGCCAGGAGGUGUAGCGGUGAGAGUGUCUGACGAGGAGAUCAGGGUUCAAACCCCAUUCUGUCAUGAAGCUCACUGGGUGACCUUAGAGCAUAGUUGUCAACUUUUCCCUUCUCUUGCGAGGAAUCCUAUUCGGAAUAUGGGAAUUUCCCUUUAAAAGAGGGAAAAGUUGACAGCUAUGCCUUGGAGUCAGUAGCAACCUCUUAGCCUACUUAAUUUGUUCCGGAGGUCGGAUUAACCUGAAUUAUAAUUAUAAUAAUUAUAUUAUUAUUAUUAUUAUUAUUAUUUAAUUUAAUAAUUUAAUUUAAUUUAAUAAUUUAAUUUAAUUUAAAAUAAAUUAAUUUAAUAAUAUUAAAUCUAAUAUUAUUAAAUAUAAUAAUUAUAUAUUCUUAAAUAUAAUAAUUAUAUAUUAUUAUAUAAAAAUAUAAUUAUAAUAAUGAAUUAACCUGAAACUGUUCUUAACCUGAAGCACCACUUUAGCUAAUGGGGCCUCCUGCUGCCGCCGCGCCGCCAGAGCCCGAUUUGUGUUCUUAUCCUGAAGCAAAGUUCUUAACCUGAAGUACUAUUUCUGAGUUAGCGGAGUCUGUAACCUGAAGCGUAUGUACCCGAGGUACCACUGUAUUCCUUGGAGAAAAAGGUGGGAUAUAAAUGCAAUAAAUAAACUCUGCUGCUGACCUACUUAAGAAAGCUGGAGAGGAAUGAAUGUUAGAGUGAUGUUGGAUUGAAAUUAAGUGGCUUCUAGCUGUACAGGCUUUAAAGUUAUAAAUAUAUCAAGAUUAAGGAUUAGGAUUAAAAAGGUUAAAAGAAUGGAAAAAUUGGUUUUUAAUAGGUAAAAAUUUAAUGUUAUACUGUAUUAAGAUUAAGGAUUGGGAUUAAAAAGGAGGGAAAGGAAUUGCUGGACUAACAAAUUGAAUUGGAAUACAAAAGAGGGAGGUAUGAGGAGGUCCGGGAAACAAGUAAAUGUAAAAGUAGUGAUGAAAAGAGGGAAUUGUUUUUAACUGUUUUUUCUUUUCUUUUCUUUUUUGUAUUUUGUAUUUUGCAUUUUGCAUUGUGUAUUUUUCUUUCUAUUCUUGAAUUUUUCUUUUUUUGUUGAUGUGAUUCUUUCUUUGUGAAACUUUAAUAAAUAUCAUUUAAAAAAAAAAGAAAGAAAGCUGGAGAGGCCAGCCAGAGGGAGAUGUCUGUCACCAACCUAGCAACCAGAGAUCUCCAUGUAGUCCCAGUUGGACCCUUGUCAGUCGCAAAAAGCGCCUGGCGCCUGGGAAAUUUCUAACAGUGGCUGGAAGUGAGAGGUGUGGCUCAGUCUGCGGAAAAUCCAGUUACAUCAGGCUUGAGAUAGUGCUGCAGGGAAGAUUUUGUGGGGAAAGGAAAGGAAGUUGCCUAGUGAGCUGUGGGCAGGGCUGUAUGUACUGUGCCUUAGAAAACCUAUUAAGUAUAACAUAUUAAAAUACUAAAUAUUGACACCUAUAAAUCUGGUGUCAAUAUUUAAAAUUACUUGGACUCCUUUUGAAUUUUCCUCCACUGUUUGUUAUAUGUAUUGCCAGCUUGACUAGUUCCAACUUAAUACAUUCCUAUAUAAUUCUAUUAUGUUAUUAUUUUAAACAGGCUCGAUCUAUGAUAAGUAUUGGCCUUGGUGUUGCAGCCAUUGCUUUUGCUGGUAAGUUGGGGGGGGGGGAGACAUUGUGUGUGUGUGUGUGUGUGUGUGUGUUUAGAAACAAAUGUGUCACCCAUUACUGCAUUUCUUAAGACAAACUGAAUAGUAAUGGAAUGUGUUUUAAUGAGAAAAGGACUUGAACUUCUUUUUAUAUUGUAAUAUUUUAUAUUUUAUAUAUUUAUAAUGGGCCUGCUGGGCCCUGGAUUGCUUACUCUAGCUAGCAGUGUCUCUCCAGUGUCCUAAGCAGGAGGCUUCCCAACCAAGGAAAUAAAUCUGAGUAGAAAGAUUUCCCCUGAAAUUCACAAGGCAGGUUUAUAAAAGACUUGCUUAUUAACAUAAGAAUUUUGCUAUUCCUAAUGAUUCUCUUAAAAGACAGCUUUCCUGGUGAUGCUAUAAAUGGGAGAUGUGCCUGCCAGCUCAUCGUGGUGCAUUGCUGGGCUUGCCUCCAAAAGCAGCCACUCAGGGAACGUUUUGAAUCAGGAAAGGGCAACAAUUUGGACCUUCAGACAAAUGAGAUGAAAAAUUGGAUUCUUCUCUGUUUUCUUGCAGAAAUUACUGUUGCUGCAUGCUUGCUUAGCAGAUGAACAGAUGUUAAAUUGCCUUUUGUUUCAAUAUUUUAUAGGUCGUUAUGCAUUCCAGCUCUGGAAACCACUAGAACAAGUAAUCACGGAAACAGCAAGGAAAAUUUCAGCCGCUGUAAGUUUAGAGCUCAGGUCUCUCUGGUGAGAUUAUAAGCUUGAGAGAGACAGAGAUAACGUUGCAGGAUAAGUAUACCUAACCCUGACCCAACUAGGUGAUGACUACAAUAACAGAACAGGGACUCAUUCACUUCCUGUCCCACCAUGGCUGUAAGUCUGGGCAGUCAAGGGACUCUCAGGUAUAUGGUUACCACAUUUCCUUUACAUUUAUUCCAGUCCUGGGUGGAAGUGAAACCUGAGGGUGCAAGGCAAGCAGCCAGCCUACUUGUCCUUCACUAGAAUCCAAAGUAGUUAGCUUUCUUCUGUCAAAUCCCACUUAUACCUCAUGUAGCAUUGAGCCAAAGGGUCUAGGGCAGAUGACAGUAUCUCCUUGAGUCUUGCAGGCAAUAGCCAAUUUUAAGAAGCUUGUUUAGAAAAGGCAAGAGGACAGGCGUAAAAAGCAGAAUUAAGAAAAAUAACAUUUUAGUUCAACUAUCCAUUUCAUGUCUUCCAUAUUAACUUUCCCCCCUUCUUUUGGUUCUGUGCACACAUGUUUUCCCUAGGUCUUGCCAAUCACAUCUUUUUUAAAAUUGUGCAUUCAAAUAAUGGCUUGAGAUAGUAAACCAUUACUAUGCGUAAUUCCUACGCAUUUCUACAGAGCAAAUAAGUGCAUCCUUCCAAUUUCCAGUUUUACUCAGUUUAGUUGUAUAAAUCAGGUUCCAGAUCAACUAGUUCGCUUGGAGGAAAUCUUUUGAUCCCUCGAUGCAAAUGAAAUUAGAUUCAAAGGGACUUUGAUCAAUAUUAAAGCUACAGCUUUAAAUAGAAGUUCAAUAUAUUCAGAAUCACACAAAACGUAGGAAAGAGCACCCUACUAAUACUUUAGGACUUAGGAGUUAAGAAUCAUUUUUGAAAACUACAAAGAGACCUUAUGACUUACUUUUUUCUCUCAGCUAUUGUGUCAAAUAUGACUACUUUACAGUAGAUACAAUAUGAUUUUAUCUCCUCUAGCAACAGCAAAAGUCUUGUUCCAUUGAUCAUAUUUCAAAACCAAAUCUGAUCUUUUUAAAGCAGAGGUUGGAUGGCCAUCUGUCAGAGAUGCUUUAGUUGAGAUUCCUGCAUUGCAGGGGUUGGACCAGUUGACUCUCAGGGUCCCUUCUAACUAGAUUCCAUACCACUUGCCACAUCAGUCUGGAGGCAGAGUAACAACACAUUUAUAAAAUGUACUAUUCACAUUAAAAUCAAUAUACACAGGGCAGAGUUGAAACAUAAACAGUCUGUUGGAAUUAAACACUUGUAAAGUCCUGGGGACAUAGAUAUAUUCUUAGUAGGCAUCAAAACUUCAUCAGUGUUGGCACCUGCCUGAGCUCAGAGGGGAGGUGAUUUAUUAAGAAGGGUGCCAUCACCGAAAAGCCUCUUCCUCUGGAUGCCUCCUCAACUGAUUGUAACACUUGAAUAGGGCAAGAGAGGUGAAGAUGCUCCCUUACAUCACCUGCUCCCAAACUGUUAGGGCAGGCAUAGGCAACCUCAGCCCUCCAGAUGUUUUUGGGACUACAAUUCCCAUCAUCCCUGACCACUGGUCCUGUUAGCUAGGGAUCAUGGGAGUUGUAGUCCUAAUACAUCUGGAGGGCCGAGGUUGCCUAUGCCUGUGUUAGGGCUUUACAGGUGAGGACCAAAACCUUAAACUUGGCCCAGUCGGUUAUUGGUAGGCAGUGCAGCUCGUUUGAGAGCAAUGCCGUGCGACUGCCGCAUGACAAAAUGUUGAGUUGCCUAGCUGCUACUUUUUGCCCUAGUUGCAGAAUUGAAUCAAGGUCAUUAUACCUCACACACAGAUCAAAUUACUUCAUCUUGUCUCUCCCAUGCAGAAUCUUUCUUCCUAUUAUAAAGGCGGAUUCGAACAGAAAAUGAAUCAUCGAGAAGCUAGUCUUAUUCUAGGCACAAGGUAAGUGUUUUGCAUUGAAACAGAAUCUAUUCAGUGCCAAAGCCUGAAAGAAAAGUGGUGUGAAAUGUGGGGUAGACCCAUCUUAUCCAGUAGUUUUAUUAAGGAUAAAAAGCACUAAAAGAAGUGGCCUGCAAAAAUUACCCAGUUUGCUGUGUUGAAAGAACUAUUGGUAUUUAUUUACCUUUAUAUACUUGUAUACUUCUGCCAAUAAAUUCAAAAUAGCUUACAAAAUAAAAAAAGUGGCUUAUACUAAAUUGAACAGUACAGAAAGGAUGAAGAUGGAAGGGGGAAAUUAGCAAAUUUGGGUACUAAUUCUCCCGUAUUAAAAACAGUUUUAAGUGGCGCAUUCAGUUAUACUUCUGCAGUUUUGCACAUGUUUAAUUCUACAUGAUUCAGAACAUGGAUGACUUAAAAUCUAUGCUUUGUGCACGUGAGCUAGUCAGAAGGAAUCCUGUGUAGACUGAGUGUGUAACCUCUGUAUGGGUCAACCAGUCAUUUGGGGACAUUUCCUCCCUCCCCCCCCCCCCAGCAGCCCAUGUGACCCAUUCCCUCCCCCUCCCACCCUUCAAUAUUUUACCUGAUAGGCCAGCCCUGCUAAGCAGCCUCCCAAUUUCCUCCCCCAAGCCCAUGAUUCUUCACUCUGCUCAGUUCAUUAAACUACACGGCCCAAUGCCUACAAGCGGAACUACAUUAUAACAAGCGCUCAGUCUCCCUCACACCAGCCAUGUAGACCUGGAUUUGUGGGCGUCAGCCCUACUCCCAGCCAGGCUAAAGGUAAAGGAUUUUCCCUGAAAUUCACAAGGCAGGUUGUGACCCACUCUAGGGCUGCAGCGCUCAUCUCGCUUUAUUGGCCGAGGGAGCCAGCGUACAGCUUCCGAGUCAUGUGGCCAGCAUGACUAAGCCGCUUCUGGCAAACCAGAGCAGCACACGGAAAUGCCGUUUACCUUCCCGCCGGAGUGGUACCUAUUUAUCUACUUGCACUUUGAGGUGCUUUCGAACUGCUAGGUUGGCAGGAGCAGGGACCGAGCAACGGGCGCUCACCGCCUCGCGGGGAUUCGAACCACCGACCUUCUGAUCGGCAAGUCCUAGGCUCUGUGGUUUAACCCACAGCGCCACCCGCCUCCCCAGCCAGGCUACUGUUCCGCAAACAUGAGCUCUGAGAAACAGAUUGGAGUAAACUUUGUGAUGGCCUCACUGAAGAGGACACACCAGUUGCCCCCCACAAACAGCAGCUAUCUAAACAACAGAUAAAGGGGAUGAGGCCCUUCCAUAGAUCUCUGGGCUGGAUAUUCCCAACAGGGCUGCUGCAACACAGUAGUGCCCACGCUGGUGGACCUGUUGGGAAAAAGAUGUACUCUUACAGCCUGAUUUGAUAGUCCACUCUCUCCACUGAAUGGUAAGAGUUGGAAGGCAUCCCGAGGGUCGACUGGUCCAACCCUCUGCAAUGCAGGAAUCUCAACACGCGGUCCCCCAUCCAAUUUGAAACCCUGCUUAGCUUUGCAAAUGUGCUAGCAGUUUUAUUGCUGCACCACUAGGAGGGGGUUUCUCCAUCUCAUGCUCCAGCAAGACACUUUCUGUCAGUGCCGUGUGUUUUGACUGUUGGCACUGCUUGCAUGUGUCUCGUACCACUGAUCAGCACAGGUGAAUACUCGUGUAAAUGUGUGUAGACCACUCUCAAAAGAUCCCCAAAACGCAAAGCUAUGGAUUACUUUGAAACUUCAUUCUUCAAGGAUGUAAUACUGUCGCUUCCCCACCAGAUGGCAAAUACCUCUAGAUGUUGAAACAAAAUGAAAAAAAAUCCUUCCAGUAGCACCUUAGAGACCAUAGAAUCAUAGAGUUGGAAGAGACCACAAGGGCCAUCAAUUCCAACCCCCUGCCAAGCCGGAAACACCAUCAGAGCACUCCUGACAUAUGGUUGUCAAGCCUCUGCUUAAAGACCUCCAAAGAAGGAGACUCCACCACACUCCUUGGCAGCAAAUUCCACUGUCAAACAGCUCUUACUGUCAGGAAGUUCUUCCUAAUGUUUAGGUGGAAUCUUCUUUCUUGUAGUUUGGAUCCAUUGCUCCGUGUCCGCUUCUCUGGAGCAGCAGAAAACAACCUUUCUCCCUCCUCUAUGUGACAUCCUUUUAUAUAUUUGAACAUGGCUAUCAUAUCACCCCUUAACCUCCUCUUCUCCAGGCUAAACAUGCCCAGCUCCCUUAGCCGUUCCUCAUAAGGCAUCGUUUCCAGGCCUUUGACCAUUUUGGUUGCCCUCCUCUGGACACGUUCCAGUUUGUCAGUGUCCUUCUUGAACUGUGGUGCCCAGAACUGGACACAGUACUCCAGGUGAAGUCUGACCAGAGCAGAAUACAGUGGCACUAUUACUUCCCUUGAUGUAGACCAACUAAGGUUGUUUUUGGUAUGAGCUUUUGUGUGCAUGCACACUUCUUCAGAUGCUUUGAUAUCUCAAGAAGUGUGCAUGCACAUGAAAGCUCAUACCAAGAACAAACUUAGUUGGUCUCUUAAUGUGCUACUGGAAGGAUUUUAUUUUUUUUGUUUCGACUACGGCAGACCAACACAGGUAGGUAACAGGUAGUUACCUACCUGUAACUACCUCUAGAUGUUGUUUAUCAGAAGAAAACAAUUUUGCUAAUUUAGAGCCCGCAAGAAUCUUUAUUUAUGGUAAACACUCUAAAUUUAUCUUUACAGUCCAUCCGCUGGGAAGGCCAAGAUUAGAAAUGCUCACAGACGAAUCAUGCUUUUGAAUCACCCUGAUAAAGGUAAGCUUUGCGUUUCAUAAAUAUUAGUUGAUAGGUAACGUGCUGCCAGACCUUCUCUCUUCACAUGUGUAUGAAGCAAAACACUAAUCACUAACUUCACAAAUUCGCUGCAGUGCAUUUCAAAACAUAUCUUGGAAGUGUUGCCUGCAGUAUGAGACAGAUUUGCAUCCGGUCUCUGUGAUCCAAAGGAAGGAAUGUAUAGCUGCCUUUGGGGUCAUUUACUUGAUCACAAACUAAGUAGCUGUCAAACAUAGCGUGAAGAACCACUGUGUGAAGUAGCUCACUUUUGAAGAAGGGGAAACAUUAACCAUGAAGCUGCAAAAAUCCAUGUCUAUAUGAACAGAGUAUGUGUAGCCAUAAAUAGACAAACACAUUUUUGAGCAGAAUGUCAUACAAAUGUAUGUACUAGAUUUUAGCACUCUUAAAAACUAUAAAACCAGGCACAGAUGUUUUAACUAGCCAGGUUUUUAAUGUAUGUAUCUCCCCAAAAAGCUCUUAUUAUAACUUUAACUACACUACAGCUGGUUGAGAAGGAAAGCCCAUAUGUUCGUUGCUGUUUGUACUUUGAUACAACAGAUGGUAUAGAGUUGCACAGUAUUUAAAAAGCCAAAAGGGGGGAAGUGAAGACUUUUAUAUCUCGUUGACAGAUUUAUAGUUUAUUCCUUCUCAUUUCAGGAGUAUAAAAUUAAUUCUGACCUCAUUAAGGUGAAAGGUGUGGAGCACACCAUUUCUUAUUUCUUCCUGCCCCUCUUUUUACUAGUAAUUUAUUCAUUAAAUAAAUCAAUAAAAUUGGAUUUACUCUGUAGAUGCAGGAACAAGACAAUGAUGGAAGAAAACGCAUUUGGAGGCAAACAAAGAAGUGUAAUUCUGUGGUCAAAACACUGCUGCUUAACACCUUGGAGAGUCACGGGCAAAGGGAAGAGGUUUGCAGUUCAGCUGCAGUGAAGGGGGAGUUGCUAUAGCACAAAACUCUAAUGGCUCCCCAGCACCCACAUACACAUGUGCAGAAUGCUUUUGAGACAGCACCGGGCGCAAUCCUUCCUUCCGUUUCACCUAGCCCAUCCAUCAUUCCGAACCAUAAAAGGGCUCGACAUAUAACAGAUCUCUUGGCCCAGCAUGAAGUUUUAGUUGUCCAAGCGACCUUCAUGGGAUUUUUCCAUUCCAGUUUCCCACAGGAGGUCAAGCUCAUUCUGAUAAUUUUUAGGGGCUGGGCCUUGACUAAGACACUUCUGCUGGCAUCAGUCAACUUCCUAGACAUCAAUCAUUGUCAGCAACAGAAGCCGUGGCAGCUCCAAGAGCAGUCGUGGGAAUGCUGCAGGUACAAUGUCUUGCGCAAUGCCAAUUUCCUUAAUGGAGGUUUGCUUUGAAAAAGCAAUCGCAACAGGUGAAAUAACAUUAGAUUCAAAUAUUAGAAGAGUUGAAAAGACACAGCUGACAAAUGUAGAUCAUAUCAUGUUUUCAUAUCUGUGGCCUAGUUUGUAUUUUUGCUCUGUCUCCAUGCCUAUUAUCCUCUGACGGAGGCCGUAUUAUAGCCAGUUGUAAUAUGUCCCUGCAUGGGACAUUUUGAGAGGCUGUGGCAAUAAUCUCUAUGCUGUGUAAGCUAUAUGCUGCUCUUUAGUGAUUCCAAGGCUAACACAGAUAAGGAACAUCAUCUGCUUGGGAUUCUCCCAGUUACUGCACUUUCAGCAAUGAGAUUUGAGGCCAGCCAAUUUACAGCAUUGCCCUGGCGGAGUAAUAUUGUGUAUUCAGGCAUUAUAUACCUGAAUAAACGUUGGGGCAGGUUUCUGGCGUAGAUAUUUACACGCUCCUAGACACAGAUAAAAAUAUAUUGAUUAGUGACUACGGUAAAAUCUCCUGAUGGGAGAACAUAAUACAGUAUCAAAGAAUCACAAGUGUUGUUGCUGUUACAUCCAUAUUCCAUGAUAUGUUUUUUAUCUACCGGGUAUUUCUGUUCCUGUUUGUCGAGAUCCUUAUCAGGAGCAUGUGCAAUGCAACACUCCCUGCCCCUCUUCAGAGUUUGGGGCUUCAGGGUUCUCCUUUUACCCACAAGAUACCCCACUUCCACCUCACCAGAGCAUAGUUUCCUUCCUCGUCUUUCACUUGUUUUUCUCUUCUUUCCCUUAGCCCACCUGUAUGGCAACAUCCGCCCAAUGUUCUAGCCCCCUCUCCCUCCCCACAUUAACCAAAGGUGAUCUAGACACCUCACUUUGAGAAGCUGUAUCCUGUCGACAUGUACUAAUUAUUUGUGGGUUUUUUCUGUUCCUGUUAAAGGCACUAUGGACUUCACUUCAGUAUGCAUGUUAGGAUUUUGUUGUGUGCAUGCUCAGAUUCCUGCUGUGAAAGUGCUGCAGAAUGUAUUGUAUCUUUCCCACUUGUCUUCUUGCUUCUCUGAUGCUAACAUAAUGUUAUACAAGAUGUGGGGUGUACAAAAUGUCUUUGCCCAUGCAAGGUUUCAUGUAUCCUGCGGCAUCUUGCUUCAGAUGGUGUUUAUUCUAUGCAGGGGCCUAUAUGCAUGUAGCAUUGCACAACUUUGCUCCUUCCUUCCCUCCCGACCCUAAAUGCAGAGGGGUCAGCACGUGGAUUAAAAACUAUAAAAAGAAAGGAACCAAGUGCAGGGUUCUCAUAGCAUAGUAAUCUGUAGAUGGAAUUUCUGUUGUAUGUGAUUCCUCCAAGCAGAUGCUUAGAAAAGGUUGUUUAUAACGUUCUGCAGUGGAAAGCACAUUGUCCCAGAAAAACAUCUAGGUGUUUGUUGCUGCACGGUGAGCUCCUGACAACAGACCUUUGGUUGUUAUUUUCAGUGGCAGGAGGCAGAUGGUUGGCACUCGAGGAGAGUGAAAAAAACAAACAUCGAGGCUGCUGAACUGUAAUCAGAUUGUUAGAUGGGCUGGAAAGCAGUAGCAGCGUUGAGGACGGGGAAGAAGAAGGCAGUAUUCUGUGCCUAACAGCAUUAAUGUGAUGCAUUUGGCUGGUAUGCCUGUGCCUUAACUGAAAAAUGGGGCAUGUUUGCAGUGCACACCUAAUGAUUCUACGUUAAAAUAUUCCUGCUGGAGUUUCCUUCAAAGCAUGCUGUCAAAAAUAAAUUAAACAUGGUGCGGUACCUUAAUCUGCCUGUGGUCUGAGGAUUUGAUGCUGUUACUGCACAACGAUAUAUCUGUCCUUGUGGAAUUGAUCUUGGGAAAGCAAUCCUAACUUUCUUAUGAUGGAGAGCAGUGUUUCCUUGCCUCUAGGUCAGGAGUGGGGAACUUCAGCGCCUGGUGAAGAGCCUCAUCCAUGGCUCUGCCCACCACUGGCAUGCGGCCCCUGAAAGGCUGCCCAUGAGAGAAUAUGGCCCUCGGGUUCUAAAUGUUCCUCAGCAAUGACAUAGACUUCAAAGCCCAGCACUGGCCUGGAAUGACUUUGAAGAAAUCAGUGCUUCACUUCAUUCAUUCAUUGAAAAGAUAUCGAUAUUGCUCUUCAGCAGAAGUUUUGGGUCGGCUAAGAUGAAACACAAGCAGCUUAUUAAGAAGCCUGGGAAAACACAACAUCUUGUCUGGUGCUGAAAGUGUGUUGGCACCAGGUAGGCCUCACUGGGAAGGGUUUCACAAAUGGUGUGCCACCACUGCGAAGGCUCUGAAUUGCAACACUCCAAAUUUUUGCUUGUGGAUAUUCCAGAGAACCCACUGCCUAACAAAACGAGACAUUAGCCAGUCAAUAGAUUUAGGAAAGUCAGUUGUCUUGUGUCUUAACCUGAAAUGCUAUACUAUACCUGGGAGUAAGUUGAACCCUAGUGGACUCUAAUGGAAUUUACUUCCAAGUAGACAUGGAUAGAAUUGCGCCAUCAGAAAAAGCAGUUUGAUUGCCCUUAGGAUUGUGGUUCAUUGUGAUACUUGUGUCAAUUUCUUGUUAGAAAGUUAAUGAAACUUGGUGAGAUGACAUGUGAAAUUUACUUUCCAUAACUGCAGAGUAGGCUUAUUGUUAAAUCCAGCAUUAUGUAGUCUUCACUUUAUUCUCUCUUCUCUUUAUUUAGGUGGCUCUCCUUACUUGGCAACGAAAAUCAAUGAAGCGAAAGAUUUGUUGGAAUCAAGCAGUAAACAUUAGGGCUUCAGGAUUCUGUUUCGUUAGGAAGCAUCGUAGAUCGUUCAGCUUACUCCUGUAAAGCAGCUUUCUGUUUUGUGUUGGAUGCUAUUGUUGGAUCUGAUCUUCAGCUACAGUGUAUUCAGAAAGUUGAAUUUGUAAUUUCAAGCACUUAAUAAUAAAAUUCACUUUCAGUAUU